Messenger RNA from Caenorhabditis auriculariae, 2505 nucleotides. The record is from the annotation of a GenBank genome assembly. NCBI's taxonomy places the organism in Eukaryota, Metazoa, Nematoda, Chromadorea, Rhabditida, Rhabditidae.
AUGGAUUUUUGUGUCUUACCGGUGAGGGCCUUUAAGUUCCGGUGAAGGCCUUUAUAGUCUUUUCAGAUUUUUAAUGUCAAGUGCAAUGACGUCAUUCAAAAACACUCUGUGGAUGGCUCGCUCUCUGAUUGGUUUAUCGCACCAUUAGGGGCGGAGCUUGAGUGACGACUUGACAUUUAAAAUUUGAACAGACUAUGAGCUUUCAAGAGAAACUCUACCCGCCUAAAGAUUGAGGUUAAAGAGAAAUUGGGACAUUCCAGACAUAUUUUUUAAUUUUUUAUUAACUAACCCCAACAGUUCCUUUUCUUUUUCGAUUGUUGGGUUUCGAAUGUUAAAAAGUGUGCGGUGUUCCCUAAGCAAGUUCAUAAAUUAUUUUUAAAAAAAUGUGAUUUUUGAGCACUCAAAAAAACCUAAAUUUGCAGAAAAAGAGCAUUGAUAAUGUUGGACUUGCUUUUUUUGAAUCUAGACUGUGAAAAAGACUAUACCUCAGACUCAUGAAACUGGAUUAAUCAAAAAUUUGAAUAAAAAUCCAGUCUAUAAUUUUUCUGAGGAUUUGAACAAAAAAAUUUAACAUUUAAACCUUAAUUUGUGAACAAUUGUUGAAAAAAAUUAAUGAGACUUGUAUUUCUGAGAAUUAGAGUUCACGAGGGGCUCAGCUAAUUCACUAAUGAUUCGAGGCUGUUCCAGAGAAGUUUCCAGGAUUUCCUGUGAUCCUUGGAAUUAAAAAUCACCAGAAUUAGUUCCUGUUCAUACUGAAAUGUAUUCUUUUCUCUCAUCUCGAUAUUUUCAGGUCAGAUUGCUCACAGCUAAGCCGGCGAAAAAACCUGCCGCGCCUCUUCCUACUGUUACUGAGAGCAAGCCGGAAGAACAUGGUGAACUUUUUUUUUCCAAAAAAAAGGGCAACUGCAAUAAAGUGAAAAAUGAUUUUCCGCGAUUUUCCUGAAAUUUGAGAUCGUCUUCGAGAAUCAUUUUUUACACUAAGAAGUGUAUAACUGAAGUUUACAAAGAGGGGCUUUCAAAAUUUGACCUGUCCAAAAACGAUAACGCUUUUCCAGAAAUAGAGAUAGUUCAAAAACAAGUUUUGAGUCUAUGUCGAACUCGAGUUGAAAUUUGUUGAAUUGAAACGGAAAUAUAUUCAAAGUAAAUGUAUAUGUCAACGCUAAAUUACGUGACGAAUCGACUAUACACGGGAUGAAAAUGAGGUUUUUGUUUAUUUCUCUAUUCUGAAUACUGAAUUAAAUCCAGCAGCGAAAGGGCAGGCUUCGGUGGUCCUCGAACAUGUGAGAUGUAAGUCCGCGUUCACGGGGUUCUCGCUCAUCAGGAAAGAAGAGAAGCACGGAACAAGUCAAAGUGAUAUCGACGAUUGAACGUGCUGACAGCUGCGAUUUGCCACCGGGUCGUCGUCAAUCCCCGGAAAAGCGAUGUAGAAAUGAUCAAAUUCGAGCUAUCGUACCGUCUCUGACAGUCAGCUGCUUGUUCGCUCAGGAGACUUUUUGGUUCGCCUCACGAAAGAUAAUUCGGUGGAAAACGCUUUUGGGAUCAAGUUUUGAAAAAUAAAACUUUUCAGUCAAAGGCCAGGAUUCGCGUUGUAAUGGCGUAAGCGCCGCCGGCGCAAAUCCGCAAGCGGAGACGGAUCGGCAGGAAGGAGAGACACGCGGAAAAGGAUGCCAGCGUGGCGAAGAAAGUCCCGUAUUACGAAGAGGAUGACAGCGAUGUCACUAUUGAUCUAGGAGACGGGGGAUGGUGAAACAUGGAGAUUUAGUCGAGAUUUUCCGACUAACUCUUUUGUAGCAAAUUUCCUGCCGUAUUUCAAUUCGAUUCUCGCAGUACAUGCCCGUUAGAAAGAGAAAAGAUCACUUAAAUCUUUGGAGAGUCAGAGAUCAUUUGCAUUUCGCGAAAUCAAAUGAACACGGCAUUACAGUUUUAGAGACAAAAGCAAUUACUUUUGUCGAGUUGCGGAUGCGGCUUUUAAUUCGUUGAGAGCAAGGUGGCAUUCAGAAGAGAUCAGUGUCACGGUGCGUGACUAAGUUGUUGAAAACAAAAUUCCAUAAAGCUGACUACAUUUGAAAAAUAAUCUGAGCGGUCGGCUUAUGGACUGGACACAAUUGUUUUCAAGUUACGAAAAGUCAAGGGAAAAACCAUUCCAAAAUGCGGCCGAAAAGUCGUAUUGACUCGAAAAUACUUAGCCCUAGUUAAAAUGACGUUGAGAAUUCGAACAACUAAAUUUCAAGAUCAACGUAUAAAUAAUAAAUUGUAGCCGCUAACGAACCCUAACUUUACCGCUCUUCCUGUUCAUCUGACAAAUUGUCUCGAGGCCCUUUCAGGCGUUAGUCUCGAAAAGCAUUACCUUGGCUUCCAACGCAUCAAUCAGAUAGUUUUCAGAUAGCGGAAAGGCCUGACUCGCUCUUCCGGCGACCUGACUCCUGCUCCUUCAUGAGAGACGACGUUGCCGAGACUACGGCAUAUGAGGUGAGAGGAGAGCAAGAGUCGGAUGUUCUUGGAUGA